AUGCAACCGAAUGUGAUCACUUACAACACCUUGCUAAAUUUGGAUAUUGUUGUAUACAAUAUACUAAUUGAUGGUGCAAGUAAAAAUGGGAAGUUUGAUAUUGCAAGGAAGCUUUUCAAUGAGUUAAGGGUUAGAGGUUUGCAACCUAAUGUUUGGACAUACAAUGUGAUGAUCAGUGGUUUUUGUGAGGAAGGUUUAGUGACUGAAGCAAAAGAGUUUUUUUUAAGAUGGAAAAGAGAGGAAAUGGAAGGAAGAGGUUUUUCACUUGAUACUUCAACUGUAUCAAUGUUACUUGAUCAUAUAAAAGCUAGAUCUUUAGAUGCUUCUUUGCUUAAGCUGAUUGGUAAGCUUGUGCCAAAGGAAGAAGUGGAUGCUCCUUGUUUUAGAGUGUAA
Molecule: messenger RNA, 393 nt
Organism: Lactuca virosa
Lineage: Eukaryota; Viridiplantae; Streptophyta; Magnoliopsida; Asterales; Asteraceae
Source: the annotation of a GenBank genome assembly